AUGGCAAACCUAAAGCCAAGUUUGUUUCUGAUUAUAGCCAUGGUUGUUGCAUCCAUGAAGUUCAAUCACUCGGUGGCAACAGAGCAUGUCGUCGGCGAUUCCUUCGGCUGGGCAGUGCCACAAAAUGCUGGUUUCUAUGCAAUGUGGUCUCUAAACCAUACCUUCAUAUUUGAUGAUACUCUAAUCUUUAAUUUUGCCGAUGGAUUUCAUAAUGUUGCAGAAGUAACGAAGGAGGCACACGACACGUGCGACACCCAAAAUCUAAUCUCAAUCCAAACCACCAGCCCCGCUAGAUUUACCAUAAACAAUGUCGACAACCACUACUACAUAUGUACCGUAGGCUUGCACUGCAAGUCCCUUUUAAAAUUAGCAAUUAGGGUUUCUGUUCCUAACAAUUCGUCUGCAAUGUUAUCUCACUGA
This is a messenger RNA of Lactuca sativa (garden lettuce), 420 nucleotides long. NCBI's taxonomy places the organism in Eukaryota, Viridiplantae, Streptophyta, Magnoliopsida, Asterales, Asteraceae. The record is from RefSeq and is a predicted model, not a curated record.